Molecule: messenger RNA, 904 nt
Organism: Tachysurus vachellii
Lineage: Eukaryota; Metazoa; Chordata; Actinopteri; Siluriformes; Bagridae
Product: transmembrane emp24 domain-containing protein 6-like
Exons: 4
Coding region: 14-760 (248 amino acids)
Biological process (GO): Golgi organization; intracellular protein transport; endoplasmic reticulum to Golgi vesicle-mediated transport
Cellular component (GO): endoplasmic reticulum; COPII-coated ER to Golgi transport vesicle; Golgi apparatus
Source: RefSeq, a predicted model, not a curated record
GCCAGAUCAGUGUAUGUGUGUGUGUGUGUGUGUGGUAAGAGUCUGCGACAUGUACUGCAUGCUUUGUGCUGUAGUCCUCCUCAUCUUUCCAGUUUUGGGACAGAGGGGUGAAAGUGUUUUAGAUCCUUCAAACGGAGGUCGUGAGUUUUUUCAGGCAGCAGAUCACCAUGACUUUGCUCUUCUGCUGUCUGGCACAGAGUCACAGUGCUAUUGGCACUUUGCUCGUCAGAACGGACGCUUUUACCUAACUUACAUGGUUCAGUGGGUGUCUGGGAUGACUGCAGGCAGACACCCGGCGGUCUCUGUUUUCUCUCCUAAUGGUGUCCUCCUUUCCUACACUGAUAACACUAUGGGCCAGAUCAACUUUCAAGCAAAGGAGACCGGUUUUUACCAGAUGUGUUUUGCCAACUAUCACAACCAUUUCGGUGACAUGCGAGUCUUCCUGAACUUUGGGGUGUUCUACGAAGAGGAGGCUGAGACACAAAAGGAGAAUGAAAUAGAUGAAGAGGUUCUAAACAGCACUCUUUCCAACAUUAAGGAUAUUUCAAAUAAGAUACGGCUCCGAAUCCAGCACAUGUGGCGCUUCUAUAAUGUAGCACGGAUGCGUAGAGGGGCUGAUUACUUCUUACUUCAGUCCAAAUCCUACUACGUGAACGUCUGGUCUGUCCUCCAGAGCUUAAUCAUAAUCAUGGCUGGAUAUCUGCAGCUCUUCUUUCUCAAGAGGUUCUUCAGGACAGAAGAAAGCCAACAUCGCUGCUGAGACGAAAUUAGCUAAACCCCUGAAAGUGACUUGGUUCCUUUUUGUGUGCUCUUUGAGUUCUGAUUUGACAAUAAAAUAGGAAGGAAGUAAAAAAGAGAAAAUAUAUGGUCAAAUGUCUUCAAUAAACUCACUUGAUAUUUUGAA